UAGAGGUGAACUGACAAGGAUUUCUAAAGCUGUCAUGAUCUUGAAUGGACAAGUAAAGGGGAAUGUGAAAGAUUUUAACAUUUGUACUUUGGAUUUCUUCAGGGUUGCAUUAUUUAAAAAAUUUCCUGUCUUCAAAUGGCACCCUGGAUCGUAUGAGGCCAAAGACGAUGGCAGAUGCUGGAAUCUAGAACAAAACAGAAUGCUGGAAGGGAAAGAUUGCCAGUACAUAACACUCUUUAGGUUUUUUUGUUCUCUGAAUAAAUGCACUUGUCAUGAACACUGUACAUCUGCAACCUGAAAUUCAAGUUCGUAAAGGCAAGACCAUUUCCAGGCAUGAGUUUUUGUCAUUGUUAAGAACAUACAAUUGUUUUCAUGAAGAUAAGAGGAAUUUUCAACUGUCAUUUUAUGAGAGCAAUGGAAAAAUUGUCUUGGAAGGGCUAUUGGAUAUUUCCUGGAGUGUAAAACAACCAAUAAGGUUACAGGUCAAUGAUGAGAAAUCCAGAUUACCAUCAAAGUCUGCUCAAACUCCUGACCCUGUGAUGAACAAAAGAGGAAUGACACGAUGGGGAGAGUUUGAUAAUUUGUACAACAUUACAGAACUGGAAGAGGAGGCAGAAGUUGAGGAAGAGCAGGCCGCUAAGGAGCUGGUAUAUGAAACCAGUACAUUAAAGCCAAAACGAACACAAGAAGGUAGCACCUUAAUACGUACCAGGAGUGAUGUGUCGUUGGUGUCAAUGAGGGUAAAGAACCAAGCAGUGGCUACAGCACGGAAAGCUAAACACCAUCGCUUCUCCAUUAAUGGCCAUUUUUACAACUAUGAGACAUCUAUUUUCAUACCAACCGAAGGUUCAGUAACCAGUGUGAGAAUCAACAGCACACUGACAACCAAGGAGGUCAUAACACUACUCCUACAAAAGUUUAAGGUAGAAAACGAUCCCAAUGAUUUUGCACUGUACGUUGUUCAUGCCAGUGAAGAAAAGAAAAAGCUUAAAGACACAGCAUUUCCAUUAUGGGAGAGACUGCUCCAUGGACCAUCUCGCAAAAUAGUAAAACUAUUUUUAAUGGAUAAAGAUGCAGAGGAAAUUAGCACCGAUGUAGCACAAUACAUCAAGUUUGAGCUUCCUCUUUUAUACGCAAUUCUUCAGAAACUAUAUGAGGAAGAGCACAAGUACAUUGAAAAUACUUAUCUACGGUACAGAAUGGAGAAAAAGUCUUUAGUUCAGCAGCUACGAAGACGAAUGAUGGUACGGACAGAAACUUCAGUUUAAUGAAGAAUCCUACCACUGAGAAAAUGGAUGUCAGGAAAUGUCAAACUGCAAAAUUAAUUGCCUAGAUUUUUCUUGAGGCUUGUAAUGGUGCAUUAAUAGCCUCAAUACAUGAACAAUGCAAAAGGAAACUGUACACUAAAUCACAUAUCAUUAGUUACAUUUCUUCAAAUAUUGCAGAGAUGCUUCUGUUGCAGUUCCCAUUUUCUACUCAGUAUCAUCCUCCUUCCUUUUGUCAACUGUCUGAAAAAGAACCAUACUAUUCACAGCCCGCAAUAUCACAUUUACUCUGAGAAUGGCUUUAGACAACAUUUACACACAUCAUUCAGGCUACUGCUCCCAAGCCUCAGCUGUUGCUGAAACCAUCACCCAUAUGUUACCUUUAUACUUGACAUUUCCAAAGCACUGUUGAGCUGCUACCCUCACUCUACUUUCUAUAAUUUUGAGGUUGUUGAAACUGUUUCUUCCUAAGUUCUAAUAUAUACAAAUCCUGUUCAACCUUUGUGCUUGUUUCCUUUCCCACGAUCUUAUUAAAAAUGUCGCUCUUGUUUUCAGCUGCCUCCAGGACUUUCGCCUCUAUAGUGUUGUCCUACUCUAGUUCUGGCCUCUUGCUCAUUCUUGAACUUAGAGAAGAAUGCUAUCAGCCACUUGAAUAAUUUUUAGAGUGACUAGAUGUGAAGAUCUGUUUGGUUACGUUCCAAGAUGUGUUUCUAUGUUUAAUUUCCUUUUCUUCCAAUUCUAUCAUGAUAUGCAAAGAUAUGUGAAAAGGUAUGGUUGUAGUUCCUCUUCCAAAGUUGCCAUUUUUCUUGAAGCUAUGCCUCAUUUUAGAUGGUUAAUCUUAAAACUAAAAACAAAAAAAGAGUAAUAUUGAUUCUAUUAUUUGUUCUUUGAAACAAUUUUAAAUAAAGUUGAAAAUGCAAGAAACUCA
Hypanus sabinus (Atlantic stingray) is the source of this 2193-nucleotide messenger RNA. RefSeq names its product Ras association domain family member 6 (gene rassf6). The record is from RefSeq and is a predicted model, not a curated record. NCBI's taxonomy places the organism in Eukaryota, Metazoa, Chordata, Chondrichthyes, Myliobatiformes, Dasyatidae. The coding region runs from base 273 to 1268 and encodes 331 amino acids. The transcript is spliced from 12 exons. Gene Ontology annotation, biological process: signal transduction.